AGAAGUUCGUUCCAUCAAUUUUACCCACAAUCCUCAGCCAAUCACAGCGGUGUCCAACAACGUUGCGUAAGCGAAGCUGAAUUUAAAGGCUGCGCUUUUCUUCGCCACACCAGGAGCAGCAGAGAAGGAGCAAGAAGAGGAGAAAGAAGAGGAGCAGAGGUUCAGAGAGACUUUGUGAAACAACGAGGAGGUAAAAAUGUCUCACCCAGAUUACUCCGGUACCUACCACAUGGUGGAGCAGCAGAACAUGGACGCCUACCUCACAGCCUUAGACAUCAACAUCGCCCUGAGGAAGAUCGUUUGUUUCUUGAAACCCACCAAAGAGAUUGUCCACGACCCGGCCACCGGGGCCAUGAAGAUCCGGACCGUCACCACGCUGAAGAACUUCAACAUGGACUUCGUCAUCGGAGAGGAAUUUGAAGAAAACCUGGGGCCGGUGGACGGACGGAUCUGUCAGACCACGGUGAGUUGGGACGGAGACAGACUGGUGUGUGUGCAGAGAGGAGAGAAGGAAGGUCGAGGGUGGACUCACUGGCUGGAGGGGGACCACCUGCAUUUGGAGAUGAGAGUUCAAGACAUCGUCGCCAAACAGGUCUUCAAGAAAGUGAACUGAAGGACGAGAGGAAACAAAGAACCUGAAGCUCGUUAACCUUUUUCUGUUUUACAUCUUAUUGGACUAAUUAUGAAGGUCAUGUGAUGUCCGUCCCUCCGUCUGUCUGUGUAUCUGUGUAAGAAGAAGAAAAAGGCGCUGGACUUCUGUAAACAUCGUGAACUCCCCGUGUUCGUUUUCACGUCAUCAGACGUCGAUGACACAUCUGUGACCUUUCUGCCGUCUUUGGUGACGAAAAUGUCAACGUGAGUGUCAACGGGACGUGGAGUUGAUAGUGGGGCGACCUGUUUAUGAUGUGUGAACAUCAAUCGGGGAGUGGGGGGGUGGAGAGGCGGAUGACAUUUACAUAUGGUACAGAGAUAAAUGAGACGACUCAUGAUGCCCCCUGCUGACAGGAAAGUGAUCUGUAAACACGUUUGGAGCAACAGAUGAAGGAAGGAAGGAAGGAGAUGAUCCCAUUCCAAACAAAUCCAUGUCUUAUCAAAGGCCGGGGCAGCAGCUGAGAAGACGAGGUCACAACCAAAGAAAAUAAAUAGAAGGAGAAAAUCAAGAGAAAAAUAUCAGAGUAUCAUCAAUGUAUGUUUUUUGUUCUGAGUCUUAAUUAUUCACUGGAAGAAAAAAAAAACCCCACCGUUCCUCCUCCCCCCUCCAAGUUGAGACAUUUACAACCCCCCUCACCCGCUUUCCACAAUGGCUUCUUGCACUCCGAUGGGAAGCCUGCAGAGACCACUGCCUCACUAGUUUGCUGGUUCAAUUCCCAGUCUGAAUUUUGUCCAUAUUUAAAAAAAAAAACAAAUCACAAUUUUCACAACAAAAACAGUAAACGUUUUAUUUUUGAAGAUUAAGGUAAAAAAAAAAAAUAUUUGUUAGGAUUCACUUGAGUUUAACUUGAAUUAUCAACAUUAUUUUCACUUGUGAUUUAAAAACCACGUGUAAAAGAACGUGGACAGUGUUCUCCUGGUCUGGUACUGACUUUUUUUUUUCAUAAAUAUUGGUGCAGUUCGUCAGUCUUAUUGCUUCUUUGUAUACGUCACUUCAGGUGAAAUUCUCACAAAACUCCAGCAGGAGGCGACAAUUCGCCUUCUACACGUCUCCAGUAAGUGAAACCACCCGUUUCCUUGUAUAAAUAGUUACACUUAAAAGUUGAUUUAAAAAAAAAAGUAAAGCAUGUUGAAGAAG
Messenger RNA from Cynoglossus semilaevis (tongue sole), 1789 nucleotides. It is a transcript of the gene rbp5, whose product is annotated as retinol binding protein 1a, cellular. Gene Ontology annotation, molecular function: lipid binding. The transcript is spliced from 4 exons. The record is from RefSeq and is a predicted model, not a curated record. Lineage: Eukaryota; Metazoa; Chordata; Actinopteri; Pleuronectiformes; Cynoglossidae. The coding region runs from base 197 to 613 and encodes 138 amino acids.